This is a messenger RNA of Phycomyces blakesleeanus NRRL 1555(-), 1285 nucleotides long. RefSeq lists its product as hypothetical. Gene Ontology annotation, molecular function: branched-chain-amino-acid:2-oxoglutarate transaminase activity. The transcript has 3 exons. Lineage: Eukaryota; Fungi; Mucoromycota; Mucoromycetes; Mucorales; Phycomycetaceae. Gene Ontology annotation, biological process: branched-chain amino acid metabolic process. The record is from RefSeq and is a predicted model, not a curated record. Bases 29 to 1096 code for a protein of 355 amino acids.
AUUUCUUAUUCAAUCGUUCUUCUUUACCAUGAUUCCUCCCACUACUGCUAUCGACUGGAACAACCUUGGCUUUGAGUAUCGUGAUCUCAACGGCUACGCAAAGUUUGUCUGGACUGAAGGAAAAGGCUGGGGUAAGCCUACCUUUGAAAAGGAUCCUUAUGUAAAGGUUCACAUCUGUGCCACUGGAUUGAACUAUGGACAACAGUGCUUUGAAGGAUUAAAAGCCUUCCGCGACCCCCAAGGUCUCGUACGCGUUUUCAGACCUGAAGUCAAUGCUGCCCGUAUGAUUCGCAGUGCAGAUAUGGCUUACAUGCCCGAGGUUCCUAUCGAACUCUUUGAAGAGGGUGUUCGCUUGGCUGUAACAAAGAACCUCGAGUUCGUUCCUCCCGGAAGUUCUGGAGGUUCUCUUUACCUGCGCCCCCUUCUGUUCGGCAGUGGACCUUUCAUUGGAAUGGGUCCAGCCAAGGAAUUUACCUUUAUCGUAUUUGGCAUGCCAGUUGGUAACUUUUACAAGGGCAAUGCUGUACCCGUCGAUGCUUGGGUUAUUGAAGACUUUGACAGAACCGCUCCUUUUGGUACUGGUGCUACCAAGCUCGGUGGUAACUAUGCUCCUACCUUCAAGCCAAUGAAGGUCGCCAAGGAUAAUGGAUACCCCAUCACCCUUCACUUGGAUUCCAAGACUCGUACCAUGAUUGACGAAUUCUCGACUUCCAACUUUGUUGCCCUCACUCAUCCCGACCCAAAAACCGGCAAACAAACUUUUGUGACCCCCAACUCCAGCACAGUUCUGCGUUCGGUUACUCGUCUGUCAUUAUGUGAUAUUGCCAAGAAACUCGGCUAUGAGGUCGAAGAGCGCCCGGUGUUUUUCAGUGAGCUCGAGCAGAAUAAGUUUGCCGAGGUGGCUGCUUGCGGUACUGCUGCUGUCAUCACACCAAUCAAGAAGAUUGUCCGUGGUGACAAGGUAGUCAACAUUGGUUCUGGUAACCAAACUGAGAUUGGACAAGGUUUCCUCAAGCUCUUCAAUGAAUACCGUGGUAUUCAGAAGGGUGAGAUUAAGGAUACUUUAGGCUGGAUGUGGCCUGCAGAGGGCUUAUAAAUACAUAUAUAUAUAUAUAUACAUAUAUUUUACGCAUAACAAAAUAAUAAUAAGGAGUUAUCGAGUGUUCUUUGCUAGACAAAUAAAAUACAACCAACAGGUCAAACCUAACAUUAACUUUUACCCAUAUUUUCCUUCAAGUCACAUAAAUAAAUAAAUAAAUGCAAAAACAUAAUCUGGUUCAUCUAC